AUGGCAAAAUCUCCAGGCAUCCAGCGGUUCCCCGGCGAGACGUGCCGGGCGUCGUGCCACGUGCCAGGGAUACACCUGUGCCCGUACCGGCACAACGGCCGCGGCUACUUCGACGGCAUGGUCUGGAGCUCGCUGCUGCUCGUGGUCAAGGUCUCCGCCGUCUCCGCGCCGCUGGCGGACAUCCGCGCGCCCCUCAGCCCGCCGUGGUGGAUCGUGCUGCCCCCGGGCGUCGACGCCCUCCGGGGCCUCUUCUGGCUGGGCUACCGGGACGCGGCGCGCUUCUUCGCCAUCCCGCCCCCCAGCUCGAAGAAGCACAAGCGCCCCUUCGAGCAGUGCAGGUGCCGGAACGCCGCCUCGGCGCCUCGGCGGGCCUCCCCCGAGGCGCAGGACAGCAGCAGCGGCGACGCCCCCGAGGUGGACCCCCUGCUCAAGAGCCGCACGGCGAAGCACGACUUGGCGAGGACGCUGCUCGUCCGCGACGUGCCGCUGGGCCCCGAGGGGGUCCGGCUGCCGGAGCGGGACCCGGCGACGGGGCAGCCCGUCGAGGUUGGCAUUCCAUCUUCCAAGCCCAGCGCCCGCCAUUGCUGCAGCGCUGGCCUCCGUAACUUGCACACGUGCAUGCUGCUCUUUGUCUUCGUGCAGUGGUCUCAGUACACCAUCGCGACGCAUCAGAACGCGAUGGGCAUUCAGAACAUCGGGCUGACUGUCAGGAACGAGACAAACACUUUCAUCGUAAACAAGCAGGUGCUUCGGCCGGGCGACAACGUCCAGGUGGAGUACGCCGGGACGCAGGGGGAGGAGCUGGGCUGGCUCUUCGGAUGCUUGCAGGACGCCAGCGGAGAGCCGCCCCGCGGCUGGUUCCCCGAGGCGGUGGUGGCGCCUGCCGCGCCCAGGCCCCCCGCGGCUGCGACGCCGCACGCAUCGGCGGGCUGCGCCGCGCCGCCGCGCGAGAGCGCGCCGGCGGCUCAGGUGGCCUCCGCGCAGGCCCUUGCCCAGCCGAGGCAAGCGGUGCGAGCGUCUGAUGUUGCCAGCCUGGCCCAGCCCGCCCCCCAGCCGAGGCCAGCGGCACAAGUCGUCAAGCCUCCCGCUGAGAGGCCACAGCUGGCGGCGCAGGGUGUCCAGACUACCGCUGAGCCGCGAGCCAGCCCAGUCCAGCCUGCUCCCCAGCCAAGUGCGGUGUCGCAAACCGUCCCGCCGCCUGCCGGGCCGCGGGCCAGCUUUGCCCAGCCCGCUCCCCAGCCGAGGCCAGUUGCAUCAACCAUCCCGCCGCCUGCCGGGCCGCCGGCCAACCCCGCCCGGCCCGCUCCCCAGCCGAGGCCAGUGGCGCAAGCCGUCCUGCCUCCUCCCGGGCCGCGGACCAGCCCCGUCCAGCCUACUCCCCAGCCGAGGCCAGUGGCGCACACCAUCCCGCCUCCUGGUGACCCACCGGCUGGCCCAGGCCAUCAUGCUCCGCAUCCAGGGCCACCAGCGGAAGCCGCCCGGCCAGGCGCUGAGCAGCGGGGCAGCCCCGUCCAGCCGCCUCCCCAGCCACGGUCUUUGGCGCAGGUGCCAGCCCCGCCCCCUCCCGCAACGCCCCUGGGCGCCGCUGUGCUUGCGGCCCCGCCGCGGCCCACGGCGUUGGGCACCGCCUUGCCA
Prorocentrum cordatum is the source of this 1635-nucleotide messenger RNA. NCBI's taxonomy places the organism in Eukaryota, Dinophyceae, Prorocentrales, Prorocentraceae. The record is from the annotation of a GenBank genome assembly.